Molecule: messenger RNA, 2849 nt
Organism: Trichogramma pretiosum
Lineage: Eukaryota; Metazoa; Arthropoda; Insecta; Hymenoptera; Trichogrammatidae
Gene: Rhp
Product: rhophilin-2
Exons: 8
Coding region: 155-2533 (792 amino acids)
Biological process (GO): signal transduction; negative regulation of stress fiber assembly
Molecular function (GO): protein binding
Source: RefSeq, a predicted model, not a curated record
UGUAGGUCGUGUGUUUCGAUCGCUUUUCGCGUUUGACAUUGGAUCAUUCGAAUUCUGUAGUUAUAUAUAAAGAUCGAAAAAAUUGUAAAAAAAAAAAGGAACGAACAGAAAAAAAAAACGGCAAAGGCAGCAGCGUAACAUGCUGGAGUGAACAAUGCUGAAGUGGGUGCAUCAUCAGCAACAUCAGCAGUCUACACUGCAGCCCACGAAGCCCCAGCCCCCGCUCCAGCCCCAGCAGCAGCAGCAGCAUCAUCGGCAGCAGCAUCGCAAUUCCGCCGAUCGCGGAGACAUAGAAAACAACAGUGCCAACAGUAACAAAAAUAACGUCAAUACUGGAAACUGCGGCAAAAAGUGCAACAAUAGAGCGAGAAAAAAGCAUAAAGCGCCUUCGACACCCACUGCCGCCGCCGCGGCUGCUGCUGCUGCUGCUGCAGCGGCGAAGACGACGACGACUGGCCUCGCUAAGGUCGUCGAGGAGACUCGCGAGAUUAUCAACGGUGGUGGAAAGGCAGUGGUGGACUGCAGCAACGCCUCGAGGCGACGUAUCGGGGGCUCGGAUCCGCGAGUCGCCACUUGCAGGGGCAAGCUGCAGAACAAGAGGAGCAAGCUCAAUCAGGAGAUCAACAAGGAGCUGCGAUUGCGAGCCGGCGCCGAGAAUCUCUUCAAGGCCACGACGAAUCGCAAGCUCAAGGAGACGGUCGCGCUCGAGCUGAGCUUCGUCAACUCGAAUCUGCAGCUGCUCAAGGAACAACUGGCCGAGCUCAACAGCUCCGUCGAGGUCUAUCAGAAUGAGAACAGCGACGAUGUCGCCAUGCCGCUCAUACCCCUGGGUCUCAAGGAGACGAAGGACAUCGACUUCAGGGAUCCGUUCAAAGACUUCAUACUCGAGCACUACAGCGAGGACGGCGAGAAUUACGAGGAGGCGAUCGCCGAGUUCAUGGAAACUCGAAUGGCGAUGCGCACACCGACCCGCGACAUAGCCGGUAUCGGCCUGCUGAUGCGUUACUACAAUCAGCUGUACUUCAUCGAGCGUCGCUUCUUCCCGCCCGAGCGCAGCCUCGGCAUCUACUUCGAGUGGUACGACUCGCUGACGGGCGUGCCGAGCUGUCAGCGCACCGUCGCCUUCGAGAAAGCCUCGGUCCUCUUCAACGCGGGCGCCCUCUACACCCAGGUCGCGGCCAAGCAGGAUCGCCAGAGUCCCAAGGGUCUCGAUCAGGCGGUGGACUCGUUUCUGCGCUCGGCGGGCACGUUCCGAUACAUACACGAGAGCUUCACCAACGCGCCGAGCAUGGAUUUGGGGCCCGACAUGCUGGACAUGCUCGUGCAGCUGAUGCUCGCUCAGGCGCGCGAGUGUCUGUUCGAAAAAUUGGAGCUGCAGUCCAGGGACGCCCGCGACGCCGAGGUAUCGCUCGAUCUGGCCCAGGAGGCGGCCCAGGUCUCGGCCGUGUACGCGGACGUGCACGCGAUGAUAUCGCGCGAGCCCGUGCGCGACUACGUGCCCGAGUCCUGGAUAGCCCUGGUGCUGGUGAAACGCGAGCACUAUCUGGCGCUGGCGCAUCGGCACUGCGCCGCGGCCCUCCUCGACCAUCCCAUCAGCGAGUUCAGGGCCGAGACGAGGGCCGCCCUCGAGCGCAUCCAGGCCAACGACUCCAAGACCCAGAUCGAUUACACGGUGCCGAGGACGGAGAACGACCGACAGCUGCUGGGCAGGUCGCACGUGCGCGAGGCCCUCGUGCUGCACGAGGAGAGCCAGCGACUGCAGCGCAUGUGUCGCGAGCUCAAGGGCAAGCAGUCGCUGACGAGGGCUCUGCGUGCGGCCCAGGACGCCACCCUGGAGAUCUACGGCAGGUCGGGCGACGAGGACGAUCUGAGGGAGCUGCUGGACUCGCCGAGCAUCGUCGCCACGAGCAAGUUUCAGCUGAGCCUGACGCAUCCGGACUUUGGCCAGCACAACGUCGACGAUCUGUUCAAGUCGCUCGGGCCCGUGGCGAUAUUCUCGGCCAAGCGACACUGGACGGCACCGAGGCUGAUACAGCUGCAGCGCGGACCCGGCGGCGAGGGUUUCGGUUUCAGCGUGAGGGGUGACUCGCCCGUCAUCAUAGCGGCGGUCGAUCACAACUCGCUGGCAGACUUGGGCGGAAUGAAGGAGGGCGACUUCAUCGUCAGCAUCGCCGACAAGGACGUCAAGUGGGCCGCGCACGAUCAGGUCGUGCGGCUGAUCAAGCAGUGCGGCGACUCGAUAAGCCUGAAACUCGUCACGCCGAUGGACAGGAAUUAUCUCAAGAAACCAGCCAAGACCAGCAGCGGCCACAAUCAUCGGGACAAGGGCAGCGUGUCGGCCAGCAGCUCGUCGGGCGUCUCCUCGGGCCAGCCGUCGCCCGCGGGCUCCGUCACGACGGCCCACGUGGCCAAGCGGCUGCCCUGGAACCCGUUCAAAAAAUCCCAGGGUGGCGGCAGCGACAGAGGCGGCGGUGGAGCGGGAAGCGGUCGCGACAGCAGGGACCUGACCUUCGACAACGUCAUUCUCAGAUGAUUCUUUUAUCGCAGCUGCUGCUGCUGCUGCCGUCGCCGUCGCCGAUGCUCGUCCAGCUGCUAUUCCAAAUCAACGAGAACUACCUGAAAUCGAGAAAAAUUGUCGCGAAAUCGCUGUAAAUAUUUAUGUAUCGUAUUUUCAUUAAUUUAUUGUAACACGACGGAUUUCAUUUGGUUUUUCUCUCCCUGUCUGUUUGUAUCUGCUGUUGAAAGAAUUCGUAUUCGUUGCCAAAACUCUGUACAUUGAUCGAGCUGUAGCUAACGUUUAAGGAUGGAUUUGUGUAUAAAUGAAGGGUGUUUAAUUAAAAAAAAAAAAA